Molecule: messenger RNA, 741 nt
Organism: Sparassis crispa
Lineage: Eukaryota; Fungi; Basidiomycota; Agaricomycetes; Polyporales; Sparassidaceae
Exons: 1
Coding region: 1-741 (246 amino acids)
Source: RefSeq, a predicted model, not a curated record
AUGUCAGGCAGACCAUCCCCGACAAGGCGUAGGCGUCGCAUUGGGAUCACUGACAGCACGAUCGGUCGGCGUUCAGGCCACUUGACUCAGUUUGCGGCCCAUGCAGACACUAUUGCCACAUCACUCAACGACGCAAGAAGUCACCUCGAGCAAUGUCUCACGCUCUUGCGCGGCCAGGCCUCAUCAACCAGGAGUUUGUCUUCCGUGGAGGAUCAUCCAGCUUUUCAAGCGUAUAACCGUCUCCAGAAGGAGCUGACUCUUGCACUACAUGAGUGCGAGCGCGGUCGGAAAUGCCUCUUCGAUAUGGUCUCCCCAACGUCGAUUGUUAACGAUGUGAAGGUUCACGGCGACGAGCAAGAGGGACUCCGUUCGACGAUUGACCUCGGCCACAAGGACCUCGACAACGCCACUCAGCAUGUGCUGUUCGCCCCCUCAUCAAAACGUCUUCCUCCACCCGAGAUCAAGCAGGUAUUCCGGGCCAACAUCGGUGUCCGGACGCCGGUUACUCGUGAGCGGCCGAAACGCUCACACGAACGCAUGCGCGAGGCGAAAGCCAGAGUAGUGGCACAGGAGCCGAAGAAUAUGAACUGUGAGGCGGGCGAGAAGUGGCAUCAGAUGAGCAGGUUAGAGCGGUCGUCCCUGCCGUUGGAGUCGGAGCAGUUUAUGGGGCUGCAGCCGCAGGCUUUCUAUAUCCCCCGAACAUAUCAACCGCUCACGUUGGAAGAGGCUCCGACGUCGUGA